AUGUCCUCCUCCGUCUACGCAGGGCAGUCAACGAGGACGAUACGCAUUCAGGAAAUAUGGUGAACGUGGCGUCCGUGCUGCGGAACCACUGGGUCAAUGUCCUGGUGCCCCUCGGCUUUGUGAUUGGAGUCUAUUUGGACCGAAAGAAUGACGAGAAACUCACCGCUUUCAGGAACAAGAGCAAGCUGUACAGCAGGGAGCUGAAACCAGGAGAAGAGUUUACCUGGAAGUGAUACAUCUGGCCCAAUACAAUAUUUCACUUAACACAGCAGCCACCACCAAUAUUUUGCUAUGUUUCCUACUGUGUGAAAAUGUUUUCCAUUUCCUUAUAAGUCUCAUCAAUGUAAAAUAAUAAAUGCAAAAA
Molecule: messenger RNA, 364 nt
Organism: Scleropages formosus (Asian bonytongue)
Lineage: Eukaryota; Metazoa; Chordata; Actinopteri; Osteoglossiformes; Osteoglossidae
Gene: ndufb1
Product: NADH:ubiquinone oxidoreductase subunit B1
Exons: 3
Coding region: 57-233 (58 amino acids)
Cellular component (GO): mitochondrion; respiratory chain complex I
Source: RefSeq, a predicted model, not a curated record